AUGGUGGAUAAUAACCUCUCCCCCUCGUCUUUCUCUUCAAACUUCAAAAAUGAGUACUUAGAAAACAUAGUCUCUCAUACCACCACCACCAACAACAAUGAAACAUUGUUGAUGCCACCGACAUCAUCUGCACAAACCUUCUCUAAUGGGUAUACGGAUCUCCCUCAAGAUCCAAGGGAGGAAACUACCAAAUCCUCUUCCAAAAAACGUAAGGGUAGACCCCAGGGUUCUAGGAAUAAACCUAAAUCACGCAUCAUUAUCAAGGAAAACAGAGAAGCUCUCACAGAAGUGGUUACGAUUAAGAUCUCUGUCGGAGAAGAUAUUAUGGAGGCUCUAAUUAACUAUGCUAUACGUCGUCAAACUGACAUAGUAGUGUCGAGGGGUUUCGGUCUUGUCUGUAAUGUUACACUUCUUGACCCGGUAUCUUGUGUCCCAUUAUUACCCAUCGAAGGACCAUUACAUAUGACAUCUUUAUUUGGAACAUAUGUAAAUCCUAAUUUUGAUUGCAUUCCUCCUCAAUUCAUAGCUAAUCCACCAUGUUCAUCUUUUACCAUAUAUUUCUCUGGUAUUAAUGGACAUGUGUUUGGCGGAGUUGUUGGUGGAAAAAUUAUUGCUGCUGGGGUUAUUUUUAUUAAUGCCACUCUUGUCAAGAAAACUGCAUUCCAUAGAGCGGUUUCCAUCAAGAGAAAUGAUCGAGAAAUCGAAGAGGGUGGAUCAAUAUUUGAAGAUGGUGUCAUCAUGAAUGUGGACCAUGUAGCACACGAGUCUCACAACAACAACAACAAUAACAAUAACAACAAUAUUGUUUUUCACAUGUUUACGAGCUUCAAUAAUGAGAGCGCUAAUUCAACUCAACCAAAUCAUCAAAUGUCCCAUAACUAUCUUCAUACAGAAGAGAGUUCCAUGCCGUGGAACCACUCCGCUCACAGUGAAAAUUUCUAG
Molecule: messenger RNA, 942 nt
Organism: Vicia villosa (hairy vetch)
Lineage: Eukaryota; Viridiplantae; Streptophyta; Magnoliopsida; Fabales; Fabaceae
Product: AT-hook motif nuclear-localized protein 16-like
Exons: 1
Coding region: 1-942 (313 amino acids)
Cellular component (GO): nucleus
Molecular function (GO): minor groove of adenine-thymine-rich DNA binding; DNA-binding transcription factor activity
Source: RefSeq, a predicted model, not a curated record